CUUCGAAACGAAAAAGUCGAAAAAGUCGCCUGCGACACUGCGUUUCUCUGCGUGUUGGUCUUCCCAAUUCGAAUCUCUCAGUUCGUGUCCGCGCUUUAGAAAACUGAAAACCCAAAGAAGCAGCAAGAAAUCAAAACACGUUUUACUCCCGCACAUUGAAAACGUAUUUUCCACAUACAAGGAUUUAUUUUCCAAUCGAAACCAUUUAAAUUGGUUUAUAAUUUCCGUAAAUUUGUGAAUGUGUUUUUUGAAUGAAAGUGUGUAACCAAAAAUAUGGAAAUUUCGCUUAUAAAUAUUGAUGUGUUUUAUUGAAUAUUCGUGUCUUUUACUUUGAAGCCGGUUUCGUUUUUGUGUCGAUAGUUUGCAUUAUUAAUUACAAUUUACGUUCAUCAAGUGGAAACAGUCAAAACAGAUUGAGAGAGAGACAAUUUCAAAGUGAGGAAAACAAGGAACCAAGCAAAAACAGCUUCUGAAUUGGUUUCGCCGCCUCUGAACGUGUUUGUUUGGCGGUAAUGUGAUCGGCGAUCUUCGGGAGCAAUUAGACGACUAAACAAAAGGACAAAGGACUACGGUAAAGCAGCUUACCAGCUGGCAGCGCGAAGGCGUCAAAGAGAUUCGAAAGGAGAAAAGCCAACUUGAAAAGGACUAUUCGCACACUGUGGCCAGCGGAGGAGGAGGAAAUCGAACCGAAUGCAGUAUCUCAACUACGCUCUGCAGACAUCCACGCGACUGCUGACGUACCAGGGCCCGAACCAGGAUCUCUAUCCUGACCAGACAGGACUAGCCUCCGCCCACGAGGAGGACAUCAAGCACGCCUGCUGCAGUCGCGGCGCCCAGCUGCUGAGGUUGCGCCACCGAGAGCUGGCCAAGCGACGAGCUCUCGAGGAUCAGAUUAACGCCAACCAGGAGGAGGAGACGGAGGAGGAUCAGCAGCAGGAUCAGGAUCAGGAGCAGCUGCCGGAGAACUCGGACAGCGAGCAGGGAGCCGUAGGCGGGGAGCAUCUGGAGCCGCAACCAGUCCAAUGAAACUUACUCUCAUUUAAUGUGCA
Drosophila suzukii is the source of this 1049-nucleotide messenger RNA. RefSeq lists its product as uncharacterized. The record is from RefSeq and is a predicted model, not a curated record. Lineage: Eukaryota; Metazoa; Arthropoda; Insecta; Diptera; Drosophilidae.